AUGGCAACCUCUUCGACCAAGGUCGUAGAGCUUGGCUUUGCCGAGCCACCAGAAAAUCCCCUCACUGCUGAUAAUUUUCCAAGUAAAAUUGGGGGAAAACCGGCAUGGUUAAAUCCAGGCCAUAUUUUAUCAGCCGAUCAAGUUCUUUGUGGCAUUUGUAAAAAACAAAUGAUUCUUUUGGUUCAGUUGUACACUCCUGAAGACCACCCACCUGACGCCUUUCAUCGGACAAUAUAUGUUUUUUGUUGUAAAAAUGGGACAUGUCACAAAGCUUCUUGGCGUAAAAGGUUUUUAAAAGUGUUUCGAAGUCAAUUGCCAAAAUAUAAUCCUUAUUGGCCACCAUCAAAUGAAGAGACCAACAACUGUAAUUCCAAUGGAGAAAACUCUAAUGGACAAGUUAAUCGAUUGUUGAAAAAAUUCAUUUCUGUCGAUACUUGUGUAGUUUGUGGUCUUCUCGGUUCCAAAAAAUGUGGGAAAUGUCAUAAAACUUAUUAUUGCUCGAAAGAACAUCAAAUUAUACAUUGGACGUCCGGACAACAUAAAUUAUUUUGUAAUACAACUACAUCUCCAUCAGAAGAUCAUGAUAGUUUAUGUAGACAGCUUUGUUUAUUCCCGGAAUUCGAAAUUGUUUCAGAAGCUGAGGGGAACCUGGACAAAGAUGAUGAAAAUGAUGAAAGUGAAGGCGGAUUAGCUCUUGUUCCAGUUGGCGAUGAAAUUUAUGAAAAUACUAAAGUUAACGUAGAUAAAGCGUUUCUAAAAUUUCAAAAAAAAGUUGAACCUUACCCUGAUCAGGUAUUAAGAUAUGCACGACUAGAUUAUGAAAAUGAAAAAAACGCUACACCAUUAUGGGUAAGUGACAUUGGUAAACCGAUGCCCGAGGAUAUACCUUCAUGUUCGCAUUGCGGCCAAGAACGAACUUUUGAAUUCCAGAUAUUAUCUAUACUUUUAAAUUAUCUUCAAGUAGAUCAUACACAAAAAGAUUCACUUGACUGGGGUACUUUACUUGUAUAUAGUUGUAAAGAUAAUUGUCAUAUAGGUGAUAAGAAUUAUGUAGAAGAAAUUUUGUGGCGACAAGAUUUUAGUGAUGAGGGUGUAAACUGGUGUAAAUUGAGAUCUUGA
Messenger RNA from Scutellospora calospora, 1119 nucleotides. Lineage: Eukaryota; Fungi; Glomeromycota; Glomeromycetes; Diversisporales; Gigasporaceae. The record is from the annotation of a GenBank genome assembly.